Messenger RNA from Microplitis mediator, 1527 nucleotides. RefSeq names its product serine/threonine-protein kinase 16. Gene Ontology annotation, biological process: protein phosphorylation. The coding region runs from base 155 to 1111 and encodes 318 amino acids. The record is from RefSeq and is a predicted model, not a curated record. The transcript has 6 exons. Lineage: Eukaryota; Metazoa; Arthropoda; Insecta; Hymenoptera; Braconidae. Gene Ontology annotation, molecular function: protein serine/threonine kinase activity; ATP binding. Gene Ontology annotation, cellular component: cytoplasm; Golgi apparatus.
UUGGACGUCACUCCGAACUUUUAUUUUAUUUUUUUUCUUGAGGUUAAUGGUACACUCAAAAAUUAUACAUAAAUAUAUGAACCGGAAUUAAAAAAUAUGAAUAGUUAUUAAAACAAACAAAUAUUUAAUUGUAAAUAUGUGUAAUUAAAAAAUAAUGAAUAGUUUAGGAUUGAAUUUAAUUUUAAAAAUGGGCUGUCUUUGCUCAAAAGAGACAAUUACUGUCAAUGAUAAAAAAUAUAAUAUAUUAGAACAUCUUGCUGAUGGAGGAUUUAGUUCAGUUUAUUUAGUAGAAGAUGCUUUGACACGUCGGAAAUAUGCAAUAAAAAAAGUAAUAUGUCAUAGUGCUGAAGAUCAGCAAAUAGCUGCUAAAGAAAUAGAAUAUCAUACGAUAUUGAAACAUGUAAAUAUUAUUGAAUGUAUUGAUUCAACGUCCAAAGGUGCUGCUGAUCCAGUAAUAAAUGCAACAAGUCAAGUUUUACUUGUUCUACCUUAUUAUCAUAAAGGAACGCUGGCUUAUGAAUUGGAAAAAAGAUCAAAAACAAACAAUUACUUCAGUCCAUUAGAUGUAUUAAAUAUUUUUCAACAAAUAUGUGAAGGUGUUAAAGUAUUUCAUGAUGUUAAACCUGAACCUCUUGCCCACCGAGAUUUAAAGACUGCUAAUAUUCUACUUGAUGAUACAUUGACUCCUAUUAUUAUGGAUCUAGGAUCAGUUUCCCAGGCUAGAGUUAAAGUAUGUGGUGCUCAAGAGGCACAAACUUUACAAGAUAUUGCUGCAGAAAGAUGCUCAAUGCCAUACCGAGCACCAGAAUUAUUCAAUGUUGAGAGUUAUUGUAUGAUUGAUGAACGUACAGAUAUUUGGUCACUUGGAUGUAUUCUAUACGCCUUAUGCUAUUUCAAAUCUCCAUUUGAGGCAGUUUAUGAACGAGGUGACAGUGUAGCACUAGCUGUGAUAAGUGCGAAUAUAACUUUUCCCGAAAACGCACCUUACAAUGAGGACAUUCAAAACCUAAUCCAAUCAAUGUUGAAAACUAAUCCAAUGGAACGACCUUACAUCUACAGUGUUAUAGAAAAUGUUCAUGACGUAAUCAGUAAAUUAGAAGGACGUGUAUGAAACAAUAACAAUAAUUGUUAAUAAGUAUUUUUAUUAACACACACUGCAUUUAUAAAAUAUAGUUUAAUAUUUUUCACUUUAAUUGUAGAGUCAAAGUAAAUGUGUGUUAUAAUUUUAUAUUUUUAUUCAAAUGCAUUUGAAUAUUUUUAUUUUAUUUAAACAAAUUUAUACAGUACGUACUCAGAUUUUUAAAAAAUUAAUAAUUAUACAGUAAUUAAAUAUAAUAAAUUUUUUUCUACAAUAAUUUAAUAAUAUAAAUAUUGACAGAUUUUUAUAUUAAAAUUGUGGACAAACAUCGAAAUUAUGAGUCAGUAGAUAAUUAAAUUAAAGGUUUAUUAGAAAAAAUUAAAUAAUUAAUAACAUUCUUUAUAAAAAUAUAUUUAUAAUUACAAUUCACGUGUAUUUUAAUGUUAAAA